AUGGUCCCCCCGCCUUCAUCACUUCACUUGGCUUUUACACCGGAGGAGGCCCACCCCCCUCCGGUGCCUGCUCCGCUCCGUGUCCUGUAUCUUGGUUACCUUACCCUUACCUCACCUCACCUUGUCUCGACAAUAGACAUCCACAUCAACCACUCCUUCCCUCAGAAGCACACACCCCCAGUAUUCCCAAGUGGACAGCGUCAUAGCCCCAAGAUCCCGGGCCAGGGACCACCUGCAUUACACGCACGGCAGAACCAAGACCCCUCCUCCUCUCUCGCACACCCUGACGCUUGCAAGCCCUACCAUCUGCGACGUGGCCAGGGAACACAUCAUCGCAAGGUCCAGCUGUGCGAGCCCGAAAUCCCCUUUGACAAAGGACGCUAG
Fusarium tjaetaba is the source of this 384-nucleotide messenger RNA. RefSeq lists its product as uncharacterized. The record is from RefSeq and is a predicted model, not a curated record. Lineage: Eukaryota; Fungi; Ascomycota; Sordariomycetes; Hypocreales; Nectriaceae. The coding region runs from base 1 to 384 and encodes 127 amino acids. The transcript has 2 exons.